CAUCUGAAUGGUUGCUAUGGGCAACUGGGCAACUUCUACUCUGCACAGGUUUUGAUAAAUCUCCCCCUAUGUGAUGGUAAUGUUUGUGGUCCCCUGAGGAAGUCAUUGGAAAGGUGCGCUAUGGGGAUUUGCUCCUGCUCUGGAUAGUUCCUGACACGGACAGAGGUGGCAGCAGAGAGCACUGUGUCAGACUGGAAAGAACAACACAACUUCCCGUGGAGCAUACAGCAGCUGGAAGGAGGAUGAGAAUGUGCUGACAUAGUGAGGAGACGUCUGGGCGUCACAUUCUACAGAGAGAAGAUUUAGCUGGACCAGGCGGAGAAGCUGGUCUACCUCGGUGGUGUAUAGGUCAACUACGCCCUGGCAUCACGAAACGGUUGACUACACAUUACCCUCAACGACAAAGCAACCUUUGGCAUCACUAACAGGAUACAGGGCACUGGUCUGGCAGGCGGAGGGUUAAGCAUCACGGAGCACCUUCACACUGCAGCGAGCACAGGUGAGACUGUAUCGCCCUAGACUUUGCUCCAUGUGUUCGGUACAAGGAUCCUAUUACUGUUUAACCUGCCUGUGCCCGCCCCUGUUGUCUGGGGCGUAGGUAGGGAGCCCAUUGCCUAACUGGGAGAGACAGAGCGAAAGGCGAAUCCCAUUGUGAGCGAAUCGCCCUCCGCAGACCUGCCUCAUCCUGCUCACCACAGGAACACAUCUAAUACAGCUCAAUUGCUUGUGACAGUCACUUCUCAUACACCAGGGACACUACACCAGCACCAUGACCGAAUUCCCUGCCAAAGUCAGCACCCAGACCAGCACCCCGGAAGCCUCCAGUGGCAUAGGAAGAUUCUGCCCCAAACCAGACAUUACAUUCUUAAUGUCCAUCCCUGGGAUUCUAAUGAUGGUCGAGAUUGUCCUGGGUCUCCUGGUUUGGGCGCUGAUCGCUGACGCUCACUAUUAUGCAGUGGCUGCAUAUGGGUGGGUCAUGUUUGUUGCAGUCUUCUGUUGGGUGCUCACCCUCAUCCUGUUCAUUAUGAUACUUCUGCAGUUGCAGAGGAGAAUUCCUGUUGUUCCUUGGCCUUUAACGGUGUUUAUCUACCAUGCUUUGUGUACUGCCUUAUAUAUAACUGGAUUCAUCACCUGUGCAGCUUCAGUGCAUGUAGGAUCAAGAGGGACUGGUGAUUACAAUAGAAGAGCAGCAGCCUCGUUCUUUGCCUGCCUUGUAAUGAUCGCCUACGGAGGAAGCACCUUCUUCAGUUUUGGUGAAUGGAGGGGCACUCAAAGUAACGCAGCGUCAGCUCAGGCCUGAACAAUUGCCGUCUAUAUGUAUUUGUGUUUUUUCAUUGACUGUCAUUAUCAAACCAAAAAUGAACUUGGAAUAAGCCAAUUGGAUGUUCCAUCCUCAGAACUCAACCGGAAUUACACAGAGAAAUGCACUAAACCUGAGAAUACUGGAGACAUCAUCUACAUCUAUGGAAAAACUGCAUAUGUAAUGUAAUAUAACACGGGGAGGGGCAGUGAAGAAUACAGAACCCAUGGACCAUUCUUAAGACCUGGAGCAGAUAACACAUCAUUUCCCCAACUAGUGCCGCAACAUCCGCAUUUCUUGCACUUAAAAAAAUCCAUGUUGGCAUAGUAUUUUCCUGAUCUUUCUUUACAACAUAUGGUACUUCAGCUGUUGCAGAACUGCAGCUUCCAGCAUGCCCUAAAACCCUCCAUCUGUCAGGGGAUGCUGGGAAUUAUAGCUUUGCUAAAGCCAUAGGUUGGUGAUCACUGAUGCUUUAAACACUUAACCAAGUGCAAUGCCUCUGUAUGUUGUGUCCUCCAUGCAUGUCUGCUUUAAGAAGAAAACCAAGGGCCCAGACCUUUUCAGGUGGCAUUAAGUUGAUCUAGGCAUCAGUUACUUUUUUGGGGGGAAAGUAAAUGCCUACAGUCUAUGCUCUCUUUAUUUUACAGGUGCAUGGAGUCUAUUUCUCCCUGUUAUUUGCUGCUUAGGGCUUGGACAGUAGUGUUUUACAUUAUGAAGAGUGUCAAAAAUUGUAACAUCAGCAAUUUCCUAGGUAAAUUUCCUAGAAUGGCUUCUUUAAAUACACCAGAAACCCACUGCUCAUGGCAAAACUUACCAAAUGCAUUUACAUGACUGCCGAUGCACAAGAUAUCUCCCACUUCUCACAGCUAAGGAUUUGAUACAAUGGGUCCAGUCUAGACAACCCUGGUAGCUGGUAGAAAUGAGCAAAGUUACAGUGAUUCGAUUCGUCCUAGGAAAGAGUCUCUUAGGCCUGUAUCCACCAUUUCCAGCCCACCGGAGCACCUGAAAGCUGAACUAAUUUAUGCAGGAUAAAGUCAUCAACUGCCGAGCCGAGAAGUUUGUAUCGAAUCACUGUAACUUCACUCAUCUCUAGUAGCUAGGUAGGCUGGACUUAAACUAAUCUGGGGACAAAAAUGGCCUGGUUUUCCCACAGCAACCAAUCACAGCACAGCUUUAAUUUUACCAAAGCUCAUUAAGAUAGGAAAAAUUUACUGUAAUUGGUUGUUAUGGUGGAAACCAGGCAGUUUCUGUGCCUAGAUUGGUAAAUCUGGGUCAUUGUAACAAAAGAUCAGAACAGUAGAAGGAUAUUUCGCUUUGUCUUCUCUCAUUUAUUAUAAUGCAAUCUGUCAGGGUUCCAUAAGAGAAAAUUUAAAUAUGAUUGGAACAGAGAACCAGUUUAAAUACAGACGUAGGGUAUGGUGACACGUGCCGUAUUUUGCUGCUGCAUAUUUUCCUACCCAUUGAAAUCAAUAGGUAGAAAUAUAUGCAGCCUAUUUUGCUACCUAUUUUCAAUGGGUAGGAAAGUGCACAGCAGCAAAAGACAGCACUUGUCACUUUAUACUUUACACAGAUGCAAACUCAACAGCAGAAAAUUUGCACCACAUUGGGGGAGAUACAGAAAUACGAUCUAAAACGUGUGCACUAUUAUUAGGUCAGUUGGAUUUUUGAGGAUUACUUUUACUAUUGAACAACUACAUUGAUCUCCAGCAAUCCAAAAUGUUAAUAAACCUUAAACUUGAAUGUUUAAGAAUACUAAAGUGAGGGUUUGGGUUUAUUAGUAGGGUAUCUGUGUGUGUGCACAAUUAUUAGGCAACAAUUUGUAUUUAACUAUUAUUAUGGAACUAAAUGAAAAACAAAAAUUUUGCAAGUUCAUGUAUAUUUUCAUCGGUAAAAAUUUUUUUUUUUUAAAUUAUAAAACAAAACACAAAUUAUCCAAGUUUGGUAUAAAUGGAAUUGUACUGACCCAUAGAAUAAAGUUAAACAGGUCAGUUCUACUGUAUGCCCCACAAAUUUGCUCAAUUCAAAUUUUAAUUUUUUCAAUUUUGCCAAAUAACUCUUUUUUCUGGCUUUGUAAUAAAUUAUAUGGAAGAAUAAAGUGUGCCAAUGACCUAAUACAACUUUGUCAGAGGAAAAAUACAAAAAGUUAUGGGUCAUAGAAGUUGAGACAAAAGAAAACAUAAGCCACAAAUCAAAUUUCAUCAAAAAAUGAUAUCUUGUUUUAAUCAAGUUUUUAGGUUAAACAUAUUGGGGGAAAUUGAUUAAAACCUGAGUGGUGCAGUUGCUAAUAGCAACCAGACUAUUUUUAUAAAAGCCUCUGAAAAAAUUAACCCCUUAAGGACCAGCACAAGUAAACCUGUACUCCCCUGAAAGACCAGGUCUGUUUCUUCAAAUCGGGGAUGUCUGUCUUUAUUAGAGAAUAACUCUGGUAAUGUUUUUCCAAUCACGAUAAUUCUGACAUUGUUUUUUUGUCACAAGUCGUCCUUCUUGUACAUAGUAAAAGUAAGCCGAUAUCAUUUGUAGUUUUUUUUUUUUACAGUGCAAAAAAUCAUAUUUAAAAAAAAAAAAAAAAAAAAACGAUUUUUUGCUAUUUUAACACUAAUAGGUUGCAUAUAUUUAUACAUACUGACCAAAUAGUUUAUGAAACUUAUACUUUCAGAUGUCUACUUUAUUUUGACAGCAUUUUUUUUGUUUUUAAUUCACAUUUUAAAUUAAUUAGAAGCCUAACAAUUUAACUUGAAAUUUGGAAAAGUACAUUUUUUUUUUAUGUCCUAUGCAAGGUUUACAGAAAUUUGAAGGUGGUAGAACAUAGGAACACCCCCCCCCCCAAAUUACCCCAUUUUAAAAACUAGACCCUUCAAGGUAUUCGCUAGGGGGUACAGGGAGUAUUUUAACACCAUAGUUUUUUUGGCAGGAAUUAUUACAAAGUCAGUGUUAAAAAUUCGAAAUUAGCAUUUUUUCACAAAUACAUCAUUUGUGGGACAUAUUUUUUGUACACCACUUCUGAUAUCGCAAGAAAUGCACCCUAUAUUUUAUUAAACUGCUCGGCCCGUGUUUGGAAAUACCCCCGCUUAGGAAAUUUUUGGUUCCUUGGCCGCGUAGUAGGACCCAGAAGGAGAGGAGCGCCAUUUGGCUUUCAGGGCAUCAUUUUAGGACGAAUAGAUUGUAGGCCGCACUUCAUGCCUGCAAAGGGUUUUAGCUGCCAGAACUAUACAGAACCCCAACAAGUGACCCCAUUUUGGAAACUACACCCCCCUAAAGUAUUCAUCUAGACCAAAGGUGAGUACUUGGAGUCCUUUUUGCGUGGCUGGAAUGGAUACAAAGUCAGUGGAAAAAUGUAACAUUUCUUUUUUUUUCUCACAAAUGCAUUAUUUGUGGGACAUAUUUUUUGUACAUUGCAUCUGAAAAGUAGAAAAUGCGCCCCAUAUUUUAUUACACUGUUCGUCCCGUGUUCGGUAAUACCCCCGCUUAGACCAUAUUUGGUUGCAUGGCCACAUGGUGGGACCCAAAAGGAGAGGAGCACCAUUUGGCUUUCAGGAUAUCAUUAUACAAAUUAUAGGCCGCACUGUCAGAACAAUACUGCACCCCCAGAAGUGACCCCAUUUUCGAAACUACACCCCCUAAAGUAUUCACCUAGGGCAAAAGUGAGCACAUUGAGCCCUUAUUGUGUGGCUAGAAUUAUUUCAAAGUCAGAGAAAAAAUAGAAAUUAGCUUUUUUUUCCCCACAAAUUCUUUAUUUGUGGAACAUCAUUUUGGUAAGUCGCUUUGAAAUGGAGGAAAUGCACCCAUAUUUUAUCACGCUGUUCGUCCCAGGCUGGGCAGUACCCCUACUUAGGCCAUAUCUGGUUGCCUGACCGCCUGGUAAGACCAAGAAGGAGAGGAGCCCCCUUUGGCUUUCAGGGCAUCAUUAUAUGAUUAGUCCCCAUUCAUACUGCGUUUCUGCAGUAUAGGUGUCCGUUGUCACACCAAAAAAGCGAUGCCAAUGUAUACUGUAGUAGUCUCAUUCAGAAAUCAAUGGAGCUGCUACAGUAUACGUCAGCAUCACUCCUUUUGACGUGAUGCUGACGGAUACCUCUAACAUUGCAGAAACGCAGUAUGAACGGGAUGCAGUGUAGGGGCACAGAGCACACCGCAGAUGCCCCCAGCAGUCACAAGGGCGAGAUUACUGCUGUGGCUGGGUAGCUCAGUGUGUCCGCUCAUGACUGCCGGCGGGAAAUCAGCCGCUAUAAGUGGACACACAAAGCUACCUAGCGCUACCUGCGCCGUGUGAUCCUACACAAUAUACAUUUUUAUUUUUGAUUAUAUUUAUUUAAUAAAUGUAUUUUCAUUAAUUUUUUUUUUACACUUUUUUAAAAAAAAUUUUUACACUUGAAUUUUUUACAUUUAUUGUCUUUACACUUUCUUUUUUACACUUAUUUAUUUUAUAUAUUUUUUUUUAUGCUUUCGAAUACUUAGUAUUCCAAAGAAUUGCAGUUAUAUGCUGUCUGCCAGUUUUACACUAGCAGGCAGCAUAUCAGGACGUGCCUCAGGCACGUCCUAUCAGGCAAUAACCGGGGCAGACCUGGGGGACCUAGUAAAGACCCCCGGCUGCCCAGGUAAGCAGCAGCACCCCGCGAUAGUUGCGGGGUGCUACAGGAGAGAGCCCCCUCCCUCUGUCAAAACUCCUUACAGCUCGCGGUCACUUCCGACCACGGCUGUAAGGGUUAAAAUGCCAGGACUGAAGUUUACUUCGGUCCCGGCCUUGCGGCAGGGUCCCGGCUGUGUGUUACAGCCGAGUCCCUGCUGCGAUCUCGUGGGUGCACUGUGCAGCAGUGUAGGAGUAUACACGUCCUAAUGGCUGAACGUGCAUUCAGACCGGACGUGUAUACACAGCAAUGGUCCUUGAGGUGUUAAAGAAGCCAUCUGAUUGGUUGCUCUGGGCAUCGGUAAAACUUUUCCUCUUCACAGGUUUGGAAAAAUCUCCUCUAUGGUUUAAGAACUUUUGGUGAUUUUUUUUCUCCAUUUUACCAAUUAUAUUUUGAAAUGAUCAUGAAAUUUUCAUUGUGGCUACUCUGCUUCAAAAUAAGCUUAGACUUUCUGUCCUGUACAAAUGAUUCCCAGUAAUCCCUCUUUCCGAAUUACAGAUAGGAGUACAAAGAAAGGUGGCACCAGUAAAUAACACUGGAUUCACCACCAUUCACAGCAGAGAUCAGCCUCUCUCCUCCCUAUAGAUUGACCUCUGUAGCAUCUCAAAUUCAUGUGAAUUUAAUAGGUCCUGUCUAUUAUGAUCUAUGGUCCUGCUGAAAAAGCAUAAUAAUGCUGUUAAAAACAGCUCAGGCAAGCUAGCAGCCCCCAUAACAUACAAAAAAAAUUACAAAUCAGAAACAAUGACAAGCAGAAUAUAAAGAACAUGGCGCUAAUAUGUAUAAAAAUCUAGGCGGCACAUUCCCUUUAAAGUGGGGGAGAUUUAUCAAAACGUGAAGUGGUAGAGUUGCCCAUAGUAACCAAACUGAUUGCACCUUUCGAAUUAUACCAGCCCAUACUAGUACCCCACCUUUACCUUGCUAGUGUCAAAGUGAAGCUCUGUGUCUAUUACUGAUUUAACUACAGGCCCAUGCAUCUACAUCUCUCACUAUUAGAGAGACAGUAAAUUCGAUUCGUCACGAACUUCUCGGCUCGGCAGUG
Molecule: messenger RNA, 6961 nt
Organism: Hyla sarda
Lineage: Eukaryota; Metazoa; Chordata; Amphibia; Anura; Hylidae
Gene: PLLP
Product: plasmolipin
Exons: 7
Coding region: 770-1300 (176 amino acids)
Biological process (GO): myelination
Cellular component (GO): membrane
Molecular function (GO): structural constituent of myelin sheath
Source: RefSeq, a predicted model, not a curated record